GAAUUACAUUUACCAUAUCUGUAUUCGCCUAGUGUAAAAGCUCUUUGCACGGCAAAAUCGGGAGCUCCGUCGCAAAAAUGGAUCGGGCACAGCUUCUAUUGGUAGGUCUGCCCCUUUUCCUCUUCUGCUCCGACAUCUUCAGCCUCUUUUCUCCAGCGCCGUCGAAGCCUGCCGCUCCCCACCACCACCACCACCACCACCCCGAUUCGCAGCCACUGAUCCAGCCCCGCCACACACCCCUGGAAUUUCCUACUCAGAAAGCAAGCGGGAUUGGUUAUGGAAACACUGUUAGCAUUGAUUUUUGUUCAUCCUGUUCUUACAGAGGGACCGCUGUCACAAUGAAGAAUAUGUUAGAAAGUCAGUUUCCUGGGAUCAAUGUUGUUCUUGCAAAUUAUCCUCCUCCUCUGCCUAAGCGCUUGUUGAGCAAGGUCGUGCCAGUUGUACAAUUUGGCGUGAUUGGCGUCAUAAUGGGCGGUGAGCAUAUUUUCCCGAGGCUAGGAUUAGCUGCACCACCCCAAUGGUACUAUUCCAUGCGUGCAAAUAGAUUUGGGAGCAUGGCAAGCACUUGGCUACUUGGAAACUUCGUUCAGUCCUUCUUGCAAAAUUCUGGUGCUUUUGAAGUGUACUGUAAUGGUGAACUGGCAUUCUCCAAACUUAAGGAGAAUAGGUUCCCCGGAGAGAUAGAGUUGAAAGAACUGGUUACUCGUAGGAUUGUUAAUUCAAGAGUGAUCAUUUGAUUUUUAUGGCUGAUGGAGGGCACUCGAUGCAAGAGUUUUAAAGAAUAUCGGUAAACAUUAGUCCUAGUUUAAUCUAUAGAACUUUAUGUUUUCCUCAUAGAAUAGCACGUGUAUUUGAAAGAUUAGUUCUUGUCAUUUAUAAAGUCAUGCUGCUCGUAUUCUGCAGUAGUUUUCCA
Molecule: messenger RNA, 913 nt
Organism: Salvia hispanica
Lineage: Eukaryota; Viridiplantae; Streptophyta; Magnoliopsida; Lamiales; Lamiaceae
Product: selT-like protein
Biological process (GO): cell redox homeostasis
Cellular component (GO): endoplasmic reticulum membrane
Molecular function (GO): thioredoxin-disulfide reductase (NADPH) activity
Source: RefSeq, a predicted model, not a curated record